GAUACAGUCGUUCUGAGCACGAAAAAACCGAGGGCUUCGCGUAUUUCCCUCACCUCCGCGAGACACCGCACCAGGGGUGAACGGCUCGUCAACGUCGCAUAGUUGUUUACGUCCGACAUAUUCUUGAUGUCAACGGACUGCAUGAAUGUCCUGUUCCAGUAUGUUUGAACGAAAGUGUCGCACGGCUUGGCUUACGGAAACGGGGUCCAGCAAAAGAUUCCGGUUGCACACGUUAUCUACACAAGACCUGUAGCAUACGCCACCACAGAGACUUCCCUACAACUCCCGUAAUGAGUGAUGCGGUCCACGGGAUGCGAUAAAUAGUGCUGCGUGGUCGAGGCUGUUCGCAAGGUUCAGCGAAAGGCGGGGAAGUGGGAAGAGAGUCAAUCGUCUCUGGUUCUGCACAGGCACAAUGCGAGCCGUAGUGUGGACCUGUUCUUCCGUACUUCAUCAAAGUGACAUAGCUGUCUCAAUGUGACAAAUUCUGACUACCUUGUUUAUGAGAAUUCGUGAUAUCGACAGGUUGUCUCGUGUGAGAUUCCUGUAAAUGGCUAAUAAAAGAGGGUGUGACAACAUCAGUCACAAACACGGCGACUCUACCGCGUCGCAUCCGGUGAGAUGUCGCUGUUGGCCUACUGCCUCAAAGCAAAUCACUUCUGCGAUCCGACGUACGUAAACGAAGGAAGGAGAAAUUCACAGCGUUGCGCAUGUUGGUAGCCUGAUACUUUGGGGACGCUCGACGGCGGUUUCCACCUCCAGUGAGCGUUCGACCGUUGAAGAUAACGCACUCCCGUCGAGGCAUCAACUGAAAGGAAGACGGCAACAUAUUCGCGACGAAUUCGGUGCAUGCCUUCUAACUGGUUGUGUCUCUCCUCCCGUUCGUUAAUACACUAUGCUUGCCUCGGCCGAAUGUUCUCAAUCCCCCGCGGCCGCAGAACUGUUUCAAAAUAGAGAGACGAGACUAGAGCUGCGCGUCUCUUUUUGAGGCCGACCCGGUGUCAUUUUUUUACAAGGGGAUUAUGAAGUCGUGAUUACAGCCUUUUUUUGACAAAGAGCUAAGGUCGCUGCUAUGGUAAUAAGAACGAAAACCGUGUAAAGUGACCGGCGUUUCAUCCUCCCUCUUGCGCUGACACAAAGUGACGCGGUGAUCCAGCUUGAUUGAGUGACCUCUUCUUAUUGUGCCUCUCUUUCAAUUCAUGCAAAAGCGUUCCCACGUCUGUACAGCCGUAUCUGCAUUCUGUUUUUGUGUCCCAGCCUGCUUCAAGCCAGUCAGUUGUGUAACGGUAAAUGGAGGUGGCCGUUUCUUCCUCGGGACCUUCUUCCCUCCGCCCUGUCUCGGUCUACCACGGUGGAGCAAGCGGGUCUGAGGAUAAGAAACUGUGGAUCUGGCUACCGUACAUUUCUGCAUUAUCGCGCAACGGCUUCGGCACCUCGAAUAAUUCGCAGUUGGCAUCCCGCGGCUCUCUGCGCCCCUCCGUGGCGUCAAUGCAGAGUGCUUCUUCUGCCGUUGGAGGUUCACUACCAGGAGUAUCUUCGUCGGUGAACACAUCCGCGGAUGAGACGUGGGAAACAGUACGCAAUAUGGUUGUUGGAAGGCCAGUGACUCUUCAGUCCGCGGAGCGAAUCCGAGCAGGGUCAGCACCCGCUAGCAGUCUCAUGCCGAAGUGUCCCACAGACAUCUAUCCUCCGGGUUUGGUACCCACUCUGACGAAAGGUAGCCUUUUUGUGGGGUCCCUGAAGCACGCACUCGACGAGAACCUUCUCCUAAAAUUCAACGUGAAACUCGUUGUUACAGUUGCGUGGCCAUACGGAAGUUGGCCGCUUCAACAGCGCGUGCUCUAUUCUCGUCUUGGGAUCAGCCACAUCAACCACCCUCUCUUGGAUUCUCCGUCCCAGGAGCUCGACUUUUCCCGCCUCUCAUUGGCACGUAUUCACUCAUACCUCGCCAGGGGAGUGACAGUGUUAGUUCACUGUGAAAAGGGCAUCUCUCGGUCUGUCUCCCUCUGUGCGGCAUAUCUCAUCGUUUAUCAUGGGCACACAACCAUGUCUGCGUUGGAGGCAAUUCGUAAAUAUCGCCCCAUUGCGCGGCCGAAUCCCGGGUUUUUUGUGCAACUCCAACGACUAGAAAGCAAUCAUCACACGGUGACAGCGUCUUUUCAAAACAGCUCUAACUCGCCAUCAAGGCGCUCCCCUUCGAGAGUCGACUGGCCCCACUUCCACUGCUUCCCCACCUUCUCCUUCCCCUGUCGUCCUGAAGGGUCCUGUGUUGGGUCCAAGGAGGAGCGUAUAAUGUUGAUGCGUCAGGGAACAAAAGAGAAGGUGUUGCAGAGCGGUAAACGGGCAGAGAUGGAGUUGUGAACGGUGACGUAUGAGGGUCCAGCAUCGAUACACUCAAUGAGAGACUGGCACUGAGCACGGCAUGGAACUGCCGCUUCAGACUAUGCAAUUAUUUGCUGGUCACCAGUCGAAGCACUUGCUGGCCUCUGGUGAGUCUCCGGUGGAUGCGAUCGGCAGACGAAUGCGAAGAAGACGGUGCUUCAAGCACGCGACAUCCCGCGCAAGAUGGUCCAGACACCGUGUGCUUCAGUGGCAAUUCAGGUUUAAAAAGUACCGAUCUUCAGAUGUAUAGCGCUGCACCGGAGUAAUCCAUGUAUCGACGUCGUGCGACACUGCUAGCAGGAAAGGCAGUCGUAUUCGCCAGCAAGUGCAUCUCGUAACUCGUUGUGAACAGGUGGUUAAGUGUGACGUCCAUGAGAAAUUGACACCAUUUUUGCAUUCUCGCCUUAGUUUUAGGUCGCAACUUCGAUUCUAUAUGCAAGAAUUUUCCCAUAGCAACGGUCACAGUGUGCCCGUCGAGUUCUGAGUGUCUUAACCCCGACGAGUUUAGUGUGGUACACGGGGCCGCCAUGUCGGGGUAUAGACCUACGGAUCCUUAGCUGAAAAAAUAGAAAAGACGACGGUGUGCGUGUGUGUUGGCAGUUGAGCAGGUGGUUGUCGUUGCAUAUGCGCUGACUUAUGCGCCGAAUGGUCAAUGCGAUGGGCCGGUGUCACUCGUUAAUCCGUCUUUUGUGAAGCGGUCCAGAAUUAAGCAGAACUUUGUGUAAAGGAUUUUGAUAGUCGUCACCGCCGCCUAUACACUGUAGGUAUUUUUGUCCAGGCUUGUCGGUUCCGUAGGUUUCCCAAUGAGGUGUUUCUAGCGUGAGAACUGCGUUCCAGUCGUGUUGCUUCACUUGGAUAUGCCCCCCAACCACUGCCCGAGCAAAGUGCUGCUUGUCACGUGCGGUGGAAGCGUUUUUUCUCGAAAGGUAGAUUGUCGUCGUUGUAAGGACCUGUUUUCGAGAUUUUAGUGUUACGGGUUCAAUUUUAGCGACUUUCGAAAGACAAGCUCGCACAGGCUUCGCAGUGUGCGUGCAAACCGCGUUUCACGUGAAAAACCACGGGUAACAGGAGGAACAAUGUAACGGCCCUGUGCACCAUCUCACAACACAACACAGACACUCAUUUGUUUCUCCUCAAAUGCAGGGUUUUGCUGUCCUUGAUGUCUCCCGUGUUUAGAUUACGCGGUUACAAAAGACCUAGAAUAAAGGAGUGUCUGACUAAGUCACGCGUGGAUUCACUGCAAGA
This is a messenger RNA of Toxoplasma gondii ME49, 3624 nucleotides long. Its product is annotated as dual specificity phosphatase, catalytic domain-containing protein. Gene Ontology annotation, biological process: protein dephosphorylation. NCBI's taxonomy places the organism in Eukaryota, Apicomplexa, Conoidasida, Eucoccidiorida, Sarcocystidae. The transcript has 5 exons. Gene Ontology annotation, molecular function: protein tyrosine/serine/threonine phosphatase activity. The record is from RefSeq and is a predicted model, not a curated record. Bases 1288 to 2358 code for a protein of 356 amino acids.